AUUCAAAUAUAUUGUUAAAAUUAAUUUAUUAUUAAUAUAUUUAUUGAUUAUUAAGAUUUCCUAGAGAUGUUAUAUAUUUGAUUGAUUAAUACAAAUAAUCAAAUAUAUAUCAUAUUAAGUAAUUAAUUCAAUGAUCCUAUUAUGACUUCUCAAUGGUAGAUAAAAAUAGUGACUCUAUUUUAAUAGAAUAGAUUUUUUUCAAAAAGAUCCAUAAUAUAUAUUGACUACUAACUGAUUUUUUUUAUCUAUUUCCUUAUUGCAUACCAUAUACCAUUAUUGUAAAUAUAUAUGUAUAUAUAUGUAUGCAUCUAACUCUAUAAAUAUAAUAUUUAUGUACACUACCAUUAUAAACGUUGCUUUGUUCUUUCAGAAAUUCUCUCCAAACUGUAACGCCAAAAAUGACUAAAGUCUCUAUUUUUGCUUUCUUCAUGAUCAUCUUCGUUUUAGGAAUGGUGAUUCAAGAAACUCAAGGACAAAUGUGUCAUGCUCUUGGAAUGAAAUCAAACUGUAAUGAUGGCGCAUGUGCCAAUCUGUGUAAGCUGAAAUGGAAGGGAAGCGGCUCGUGCUUCUCAAACCAACAUGUUUACAGUUGUAUAUGCAAUUUUCCUUGCAAAAUUUAAAUUUAUCUAUCUUUAUAGAGUUAUUCUUGGGUCCACCCCAUAGAUAGGUUCACCAACCAAUAGGAUUUCAUUAUUUCAAAUUCGAUAUCUUUUAGAAAAGGAAACAAAAUAUUGUCAAGAUAUAUUAUGUUUUUAAAAUAAAAAGGUUAAAAAAAUUAGAAAAAAAUAAUAGUUAGAGAAAAACGAAUUAAAAAAAAAAAUUUACCGUUGGCAGCAAAACACUAUACCCUAAAUCCUAAUCCCUAAACCCUAAAUCAUAAACCCUAUAAACCCUUGGGCAAACUCCAAACCCUUGGAUAAUUCACACUCUAAAUCAAAAACACUGAAUCUUAAAACCCUAAACCCCUGAGUGUUUAGUGUUUUUGAUU
Molecule: messenger RNA, 988 nt
Organism: Brassica napus (rape)
Lineage: Eukaryota; Viridiplantae; Streptophyta; Magnoliopsida; Brassicales; Brassicaceae
Product: putative defensin-like protein 119
Exons: 2
Coding region: 399-620 (73 amino acids)
Source: RefSeq, a predicted model, not a curated record